ACUUAAUUGAUCUUCUUUGAAAGAUGAAACCACGAAUGUAAAGCCUACAUGAUAUAUGUAUAAAUAUAUAUAUAUAUAUAUAUAUACGCGCAUGCAGCAACAGUAGUACUACAACGUGCAGCACCAUUAAAGAAUGUCGAACUUGAGUUUUCUCAAUUUCCAGUAUGGAAUUUCAAUCAAGCCCCCAUCAAAACCAGUCCAGUCGAGCAUCUCCAAGGAGAGGCAAUGCUCAAACACGUCGAAGUGUUUACAGCUAAACGUGGAGGAGAUGAGACGGGUGUUCGAUAAAUUUGACUCCAACAAAGAUGGGAAACUCUCGAAGGAGGAAUAUAAGUUAGCACAAAGGGUACUACUGGAUGGAGGAAUUCAAGUUCCUGAAACCGAGAUGGCUAAGGAAUUUCAGAUGAUCGAUUCUGAUGGAGACGGUUUCAUUGAUUUCAACGAGUUCAUGGAGGUAUUCAACAUUGGAGGUGGGGUAAAUGCAUCUGACAUUCAAAGUGCUUUUCGUGUGUAUGAUUUGGAUGGGGAUGGUAAAAUAAGUGCUGAGGAAUUGUUGCAGAUUCUGAAAAAGUUAGGAGAGGUCUGCAGCCUUCAGGCUUGCAGGAAAAUGGUGAAAGCAGUAGACACCGAUGGGGAUGGUUUUGUUGAUAUAAAUGAAUUUAUGAGCAUGAUGGCAGGCAUCAAGAAACGGCCAUGAUUGUUUUCACUUUGAACUUUCUAGGAGUACUUGAGCAUGUCAUGUGGAUGUGUUAGCUUUUCAUAAUCUGAUCAAUAGGAUUAAUUGAAAUGAGAUGAUCAAGUAAGAUAAUAAAAAUGCUUAUGUAUCUGAAUGGGAUCCAUUAAUUUCUAUUAUUGUGCUUAA
Molecule: messenger RNA, 862 nt
Organism: Carya illinoinensis
Lineage: Eukaryota; Viridiplantae; Streptophyta; Magnoliopsida; Fagales; Juglandaceae
Product: calmodulin-like protein 30
Exons: 1
Coding region: 134-697 (187 amino acids)
Molecular function (GO): calcium ion binding
Source: RefSeq, a predicted model, not a curated record